AUUCCGUGUAACACCGGAAGUGGAAGGAAUGUCAUUCUACAGCAGGACAAAUACAAGACUGUCAUGUCUGGUAACGUUACAUUGAUGCGAUCGGGCUAAAGUUGUGUUUUAUGAUAAUUGUAAAUAACAAAGAUGACAGCACUGGCGUGUAGGUUCAUUAAACUUACUGAUGAUUUGCUUAGAGUAGCGCCAAUAACCGUUUGUCGAGCCGGAGCAGCGCUGCAGAGCAGAGCUCCUGUCAUUCAGUGUAUAAGAAAGCAUCGGACGAACACAUGGUGGGAUGAGCACCUCACUGAAGAUAAUGCUUCCUUUCUGAAGAAGGCCAUUACAGAGGAAUAUAAACAACAGAUCACAGACAAACUCAGCCCACUCAAGGAUGAGCCCUGGCCCAGACACGAGUGGGUGGAAGGGAGCCGGAGAGUCGGUCUUGUGGCUGUUAAACUCGGAAUGAUGCCUGUGUGGACCAAAUCUGGAGAGAGACACGUAGUGACCAUGCUGCAGGUGCAGGACUGUCAUGUCGUGAAACAUCUCUCCAGGGAAGAGUAUGAUGGGCGCACAGCGGCUCUGAUUGUGGGUGGAAAAAACGUCUCUCCAUUUCAUAGGCCAGAGGGAUAUUUAGAGGUUUUCAGGAAUGCAGGAGUUCCUCCCAAACAGAAACUCACCACAUUUUGUGUGUCAGACAACGCUAUCAUCAAACCAGGCACUUCUCUCUAUGCAGCUCAUUUUCGUCCAGGACAAUAUGUGGAUGUCACAGCGAAAACAAUUGGCAAAGGUUUUCAGGGAGUGAUGAAGCGCUGGGGGUUCAAAGGUCAGCCAGCUUCCCAUGGACAAACUAAAACACACAGGAGGCCAGGCUCUCUGGGGCCCGGAGGGGACCCAGCAAAAGUUUUUAAAGGAAAAAAGAUGCCAGGCAGGAUGGGAAACAUUUACGACACCACUCAUGGUUUGAAGGUAUGGAGGGUCAACACCAAGUUUAACAUCCUCUACGUCAACGGUUCUGUCCCGGGUCACCGCAACUGUAUUGUUAAGGUCAGGGACUCGAUUCUGCCCACUCGGUUGGAGAACAACAAGAACCCGCCGUUCCCCACAUUCUUUGCUGAUGGAGAUGAAGAGAUCCCUGAAGACCUCUACGAUCAGGACAUGUUCCAGUUCGGGAAGCCCAUGGAUGAAUGAGCUUGUGACCCCACGAUUCUUGCUUGCGCUAGUAAAAGACAUUGGGCUUGACGUGACCCUUGAUCAGGGUCUUUCAUCUAGUGGAUUCAGCAUUGCUGCGCUGAAAGACUUAAGUCAUACUUAAAGUC
Molecule: messenger RNA, 1301 nt
Organism: Carassius carassius (crucian carp)
Lineage: Eukaryota; Metazoa; Chordata; Actinopteri; Cypriniformes; Cyprinidae
Product: large ribosomal subunit protein uL3m-like
Exons: 10
Coding region: 133-1173 (346 amino acids)
Biological process (GO): translation
Cellular component (GO): mitochondrial large ribosomal subunit; ribosome
Molecular function (GO): structural constituent of ribosome
Source: RefSeq, a predicted model, not a curated record